AGUCCCAUUCUGCAAACGGUGCUGCACCAGUUGAGUAGUCCUCGACUUACGACCGGUUGAGUAGCCCUCGACUUACGACUGGUUGGGGGUCACGGCAUUAAAAAGGUUGAGAACCACUGGCCUAAAUGAAGUGGGAUGUCUAGAGCUCCUGUCCAAUAUUAUAACUCUUUUUGAAUAUGGUCCCUAUUCUCCAAGGACAUAGGGUGGGUUUAAUAUGCUGUGUUCCCUAUUUGUACAGCUGAAAUAUUAAAUCCGAAGAGCCCCAGUUCAUGUUUUCAAUUAAAUCAUUUCAUAUAGUUUAUAAAUUUCCUUUUCUAACAUCUCAGUUCUACUAUAGUUUUUCUACAAUCAGAAUUUUGCAAGACAGUAAAUAGCAAUGUAGCUAUGUGCCAUUGGACAAGAAUAUUGCCCUCAGCUCCUAAAGCAAGCAUUUAUCUGGGUCAUGAUUUAUUAUUUUUCCACUAUUACUGGCAUUUCUUUCAGUUUUUUCCCCCUAUUCCUAAUUGAACUAAUUUAUUUUGUUACAAUGGGUUUUUUGAGUGCUUAAGUUUCUUGAAGUUACAAGCUUAAUAUAUGGAUAUGCUACAAAUUGAGCAAACUGAUUCUACAAAUGUAAACAGUACUCUAGCAAGAACAAAAGGUAUUAAGUACUGUGUUGUACUUCAGUCUUUUGUUUUCUUCUAGGAUUCCUCCAGGCUUACACUGCUUAAAUUUGAAUGCCAUUUCAUUCUUUUCUGAAUGAAAAGAAAUGGAUAUGGUCUUAUUUAGCCUUUUAUUUCAACCCAAUAUACUUUCUCCCACCUCCUCAGUACAGGGAGUUUGCAGAUUGGGGGUGAGGGAUGCCCAGGUGAGGGGGGUGGGUAGGAGGUCCUGAACAGCCUAGACUUGGGUCAUUUUUUCAAAACCGAUCAGUCUUCCUUGGGCAGAGGGACAAUGCAGUCAGAACAAACUCUCUAUUUUGCAAGCUUAUCACAAAUUUGUUUUACCAUUAUAAGAAGCUGUUUGAAAAUAACCACAAAUUUUUUUUACAAAACAACUCUCUGCCUAAAGGUAUACCAUUGACAAAAUAGUAUACAAUCUUCAUGUAAAAAUAUAUUUAUAUUUCAUAUUUCCUAAAUCCCUCACAGGUGAUUGGCAUAAUAAGGACAUGAACUCUUACCGAAUCGGAAUUCUCUUUAAAACAUUUUGAGCCUAGCACACAUCUCUCUCCAUUUGCUUAGAUUAGAAAAAGAAAAACAGGGAGACGUCACCAUUUUACCUAUUUCUGAAUAAUUCAUCACUGGAGAGGUGCUUUGGGGAAAGUGGUGGAGCCUCUUAAUAGGCUCUCUUCUGGCAUGUGGGAGGAUACAUUAGGGAUUAUGGGAGAAAGGCUGAGUGAAGGGAUCCAGAGGAACCAUCCUAGAGAUUAUGUUGUUUACUCCUUCAUAAUAGUCUUCAAGUAAGCACAAACCAUUUCAGCAAAAUAUGGGACAGCAAUUAUGUUGCAUAUAUCUGAUUUGAUCAAGAAAGCUCUAAUUUUCAUAAGAAACAUGCAAACAUUCCUGUUGGGGAAUAAAGUGCAGACAUCCAUUUGUCCUUGAAGAAAUUAACUUGAAUUUUUUCUGUACCCUGCAUUCCACCUAAUUCUGGAUGUGAAUCAGGCUUGCAUUGAUUCUUGUGUAAUUGCCCAGCACCUAGCUGAACUUGGCUUGAACUGCAAAAAAACUGUGUGGUUGGAUCGGGUAGCUAAUUUUGGUCUUAUUGUUAAUUACAUUAAUGUAUCAGCAAAUUACCAACAGUCAGAUGCAGGAGUCACAAAAGGAAGAAUUCUCCAGCUUUCAAGAACUGAAAUUGACUUUAAAGAAAUUGCAUAUGUAAUUUAAAAGACCUACCAAGGAGGUCUUGUACUUACCACCUGUUGGGAUACUGUAAUAUGCUUUAUAUGUGUCUUCCUUUGAAAGGAAAGACAUAUAUAAAAUGCAAAAAUUGCAACUGGUAUGAAACAGCAGCUCGUGUGUUAACAAAUCAUAGUCGCCAUAGUCUUACUUAUUCACACACACACACAAGAUAAAAAUAUAUAAAAAAGCUGAAAGUACAAGAAAGGGAAAAUGAAAUUAGAAAUAAAGAUACAAAGUUAGUACUUUAUAGUACUUAUAAGUAAAAUUAUAAAUUUACCCUUUAUAAUUACAACUUUUCUAUUUUAUCUCAUUGAAAAAGUCUGUAAAGGGUCGCUUUAAAGACUUCUGAACCAGUGUAUAUAUUUGAAUCCAGAAUUUUCUAGCUUUUUUACAUGCUAGAAGAAAAUAUGCACCAAACAAAAAAUGUCCAUUCAUAUUUCCACAAAUUUGAACAUUAAUAAUAAUUUGAAGUACCUUUAUAUAUUUAGAUGCUUUCUCUGGUGACCUACACCAACGCUACAUUUUAUAAAAAUUCUCUAACCUAAUGCAAGUGUAAGGUUCCAUCUUUAUGUUAUAACCCAAAAUUUUACCCCACUUUAUCAUACAUGACUUUUUUCAAAUUUUAAUAAAAAUUUAUAUCUUUUAGCAAUUGUGUGUUCAUAAUUUGCCCACAAUUCAACUUUAUGGUUCUACUUCAGACAUUCUUACAGAGUAUGACACGUAUAUCCCUCUGCCACCAGUUCUUCUCUUGAUUUUAUUUCACAUUCUUAAUGUUCUAAUAUCUCAUAAAUCCAUUCGUGGUUCCUUGUUUCUUAAUACGCUUUUGUGCUUUUUUAAAGCCACAAAGGUGUUUUCAAGCAUAGAUACCGAGGUUUGGUAUCUAUUUCUUACUCUCAAUAUGGCACGUCUAACAAAGAAUUUCUAAAAUCCACAUUUAUCUUGACUUUCUUAUAGCACAAAUAUCCAUGUUAUCCAAAUCUCAGGUCAUAUCCUUUUAACUCCAAAACCCUAUUUCUCCGUACUACUACUACAACCCCCACCACCAGCAAUUCACCUCCCAAUGUUCCUCACCUGGUGUAAACUCCCCCCCCCCCAUCAUAAGUGCUAUCACAAGACUCACUGGUGACACACACCUGACUUAUCACAAGACCCUGACCUGAUGGGACCCUCCCCUGACAUGACCUCACCAUCACAAGACCUGCUGACCACACAAAGCCCUUAUAAACAGAAGAAAACCUGACAUCCCUAAAAUCUGCUGAAGAUAUCACUUAGCCUGAUAAUGAAAUAUUCGGAAACAACUCACAAACUCAACGAAACUUCACCCUCAUCUUACACCUGAACUACAGAUAUUCGCCACUAUUGCAGUACCACUCUCAUCCAAACCUAUUUUGCAAGCUGCAAAAGAGUAGUUCCUACUUUGCUGUAGUCAUACAUACACUUUAUGGUUGUUGCAUGAUCAAAUUCAAUUCAAAGUGCUAUUUUUAAUUUCUAAACCAGUGUUCUGACAUUUUGUUAUAAGAUCAUGAAGAACCAUAUUCACAGUGUUUUCCAAAACUUAAUAUGGAUCAACAGCUUCAUUGUAGGCUUUCCAGAAGCUGUUAAGGACAAGGCUGUUCCAGGGAACAUCUUGAGGGUAAAUGGUUGCCAGCACUACUUGCUCCAUUACUGUAUUUUUUAGUUGACUUAUUGUAUGCUGAUUUUAUCCCUUUUUAUCAUGUUUAAUGCUUUUUAUGAUGUAAACAGAGAAUUGCUUUUGGGGUCUGACAACACAUAAUAAAUUGGAAUCCCAACCUGUUAUAACCACAUAGUGUCUUGAAUCAUUUUCCUUCCCUUAGUCCUCAGUUGUAGCAGGGAGAAAGGAAGGAAGGUACAUCCUUGUGAGCUGGCAGCAAAUAGGCUAUUAUGCAGAAAACUGGAGUUGCUUCUUUCAGCUGGGAGUACUCAUGCACUUACAAAUAAUGCAAAUUAAUUACAUGGGUGUGGUAAAUGGUAACUUGUGAAAUCUUUAGUGGGUGUUAAGUACUCCCCAUCUUGUAGCUUCUUUUGGGGUUGUUUGCUCUAGAGGAGAGGCAGGCAUCAUCACCGAAGAGUUGGUUGACACCAGGACCAUGGAAGGCUCGUGGAAGAGUUGGGUAUUGCUGGUGGUGUUCUCUCUGGCUUUCUAUCAAGCUGCUGGAACUCCUGUGACAUCACAGAAAGAAUGUACCGAGGAUCCAUCAAUAUUGUGCCAGGAUUUUGCUACAGCUCUGAAGUGUGGAAGUUUGGAGCGCUGUCAUCAGAUGCUGCAAGUUAAUGGCCCUAAAAGUUUAAAAUGCACUCUUUGUAAAUUCACUGUAGUCAUUAUGGCAAAGAUUGUUCAAGACAAUAUUACAGAUGAAAGACUUGCUAAGUUUUUUGAGAGUGGAUGCCAGUAUCUUCCCUUCCAGGACUGGUCAAUAAAAUGCAAGAAGAUGGUGGACACUGGAGUGAUCAUUCUUAUAGAGCUUGGUAAACAAGUUCAGGAUAGACCUGAAAUUGUGUGUGGUGCUUUUCUACUCUGCAAUCAGCCACACAGUCCUGACAGAGCACUGAAGUUUCAGAACCAACUAAAAUCAGAAGAAUGGCCUGAAAAAACAGAGUUUCGUGACAUGCUGUCUCCCUUCAUAGCUAAUGUGCCUCUUCUCUUCAGUCCUCAAGAUAAACGCCAAACAGAGCCUUGGUUCUGGCAGAGUAAUGUAGAUCCCUGUCAUGAAUGCAAGAUGGUGGCUAUAGAAAUACACGAAAUCUUGAAGAACAGCCCCUUCCUUAUCCAGACUUUGGAGGAUUAUGCCAAGCAGCAGUGUGAAGGUUUGGGGACCCAUAUGGCAGAUGAGUGCAAGAAAUAUGUCCCUGAAUACGCACAUGCUUUUGUGCAAUUCCUCAUGUCUCUCUUGGAUACGCCACCAAUGGGAAUUUGCGGUAAAAUUGGAUUCUGUGACAUUACAAAAUCAGAGCCUUUUCAUCCUUUGAAGGCAAUGGACUACUUUUCAGACCUGUAUGGAGCAGUAGUUAAGACAAUUUCAGAUGAAGAUAAACCUCAUUUGGUAUGUGAUAUGUGCAAGAAAGUUGUACAGGUGGCAGAGAACUUGGUGGAGAACAAUAACACAGAAGAACAAAUAGUCCAUCAGAUGGAGAAUGUUUGUUACAUGUUGCCUCAUGAAGUCGUUCCUCAGUGCAGGGACUUUGUGAAUUCUUAUGGAAUGGCAGUUCUCACUAUGCUAUUGGAGGCUACUAAACCUGAAUCCGUGUGCAUUAUGUUCAAAUUUUGCCCAGAAGAUGUAUCUUUAAGCACCAAGAAAGUAGCUCUUGAGAAAAUAGCUCCUGAAAAGAAAGUAGCUUUUGAGAAAGUAUCAGAAGACAAGGAUAGUGAACUAUGUCACACGUGUAUACUUCUUGUUAAUUAUAUUGAUGGUGAACUGGAGAAGAAUGAAACACAAGCCCAUAUUGGAUCUUUCCUUGCUAAAGGAUGCCAACUACUCCCCGAUGCUUUGGUAUAUCCAUGUGAUCAACUGGUGGACCAAUAUGAACCAGCUGCUAUCCAUCUCCUGAUACAAGUCAUGCAAGCACCCUUUGUAUGUGUGAAAAUAGGAAUUUGUCCUGAACCCCAUCUUGUGGGAAUGGAGGCCUGUUCCCGGGGCCCUACUUUCUGGUGCAAGAAUCUUGAGACUGCAGAGCAGUGCCAGGCCACUGAAUACUGCAAACACCACAUAUGGAACUAGAGGAGGAGGUCCUGGCAGUGGAAGAACAUUGGCUGUGAUGUUCGUUGAAUAUAUCUGGAAACUUGAUUUGGGUGAAAAAAAAUGUGAAAAAUCUGAAUCUUGGCAAAAGCCCGUCUUCCUUUCCCACCUUAAGCUCAAAAGAGGCCAGUGUUUCAUUUGCUGAUCAAGUUCUGAAUCACUUUUUUGCUUUGAGCGUAUGGUGAGAAAGGAAUGUAAUUGAGAAGAAGAGGGUGGAAGGAUUAAUAAUAUCUUGGGAUUGUGUUCAUAAUAGCAAUAAUCAAUUUUAGGAAGAUAAAACAACUAUAUACAGUAGUCAAAAUAACCAGAACAGGUAAUUUACACUGGGAUUUUCAAGUAAUAGGAAUGUUGAAUUUUGAAAAUUUCCUAAGUGGGGAGAUGCUUUAGGAUGCUGCUGAUCAAAACAGAUUAGAAGCGACAAUAGCUGCAAAGAUAGUGGAUGUGAAAAGGUGUUGCACCAAUGGAGCAUUAUUCUUCAAGUAGGACAUAAAUGUGUUCUUAAAAAAUGUCAAGGAACAAUUCUGCUACUUUUUCUCAAGAAGCUCUGAAUUAAUGUACAUGCUAACCCUUAUAGCUAUUCUUGAAAUGUAGAGUAAAGCAGUGGGGCUUUCUCUUCAAUGCUUAUGCACAUUUUAUCAGUUGAAAAAAAGAUAAAUAUUGAUCUAUUUGAUAUUGACUAUCUAAUUGGCAACAGUACCUUUACAAACCCUGUAUUUUAAAAUUGGAUGCUAAAUAAAACCUUGAUCCUUGAACCAA
Crotalus tigris (Tiger rattlesnake) is the source of this 6388-nucleotide messenger RNA. Its product is annotated as prosaposin-like. Bases 3986 to 5614 code for a protein of 542 amino acids. NCBI's taxonomy places the organism in Eukaryota, Metazoa, Chordata, Lepidosauria, Squamata, Viperidae. The transcript has 15 exons. The record is from RefSeq and is a predicted model, not a curated record. Gene Ontology annotation, biological process: sphingolipid metabolic process. Gene Ontology annotation, cellular component: lysosome.